This is a messenger RNA of Elgaria multicarinata webbii, 2558 nucleotides long. It is a transcript of the gene CDCA2, whose product is annotated as cell division cycle associated 2. Bases 96 to 2558 code for a protein of 820 amino acids. The transcript has 12 exons. The record is from RefSeq and is a predicted model, not a curated record. Lineage: Eukaryota; Metazoa; Chordata; Lepidosauria; Squamata; Anguidae.
GCAAUCUGUAUUUGGGGCAUGGAAACGCCAUCGACUGUACGAAGAAGGCAGACUGUUCCUCAGGAAGCUGCCCAUCGAAUGUCCUAACAGCAAACAUGUCAACAAACACUUCCUUGUUCUCAAAAAUCCUGAGCAACGUUGGAAGCCCUCUGGUGGGGCAUCAUCAGCCCACCAUCUUGGGGAAGGCAAAUACUUUGACCCCUACCAAGAGUGAACUGGAAGCAAAACUAAACUGUGAAGUACCAACCAACAGUGCUACGCCAUCGAUGGACUUCUCUGCUCUUACGGCAGCUGAUUUUGGCAUUACCCCAGAAUCUUUUACUAAACGACAUAAAGGAGAAUCCAAGAGCUUGUUAAAAAAAUUUAGAAGGCGAUCUACGAUUGGAGUGCGGGGUUCUCCAGAAAAUAAUUCCCUUAUCCGGCACAUAGCUUGCCAAAAGAGAACAAAGAUGCAAGAUACGUUGAUGCAGGCCAGUCCUUUUAAAGAACGGAACAGUUUACUAAAGAAUAAAAUAGCUGCCUUCCAAUCAUCGUUUAAGCCACUUGAAGAAACUCAGGAAAAAGUCAAUCCCUAUAAUGAAGCUGACACCAGUUUACAAGAACAGUCUAAACUUGGCCAGGUUUUUGAGGAAGGCCUAAAUGACAAAUCCAUUAAUGGUGUGAGAACAUCGGCUGAUAUCCAGGUGCACAACUUUGUACCUCCAUCGCAGAAACUUCUCACUGGCUCAAUUGCUGUUUCUAAGGCUGUUCCUGCCUUGCUGGCAAGUACAUCUGGAUACUUGCCUUUGGAAACGACUCCAAGUAGGGACAUAUCAAAGGAUGAACAUGGUAUCCAGUCUUCACAUACCAAUGAAGAAUUAAGCAUCAAUACUACAGCUCAAUACAGCUGUAAGAAAGUUAGAUUUUCAGAAAAGCAGAGGUUAGAAAUAUUUGAUCAAGCCAAGCCGCCCAUUACUCCUGUGCAAAAGAAUCACUUGCCUUCCAGUUCUCUUCGUUCUGUUCUGAAGAAAACACCAGUAAAGAUGUUAACAGAAGGGUCAAGUGAAAAAAGUUCUAACGUAAUUCCUCUCAAGCAAUCUCUUUCCCAACCAAACUUUGACCAUGAUGAUGACCUUCUUCAAGGGUCAUCAGAAGUAUUGUCCACUACUGAAUAUUCCAUGAACUCUGAUCUGAAAGAAACGAAAGAUAAUUCUUCUGACCUCCAGACUGUUAGGAUCACUCGGUCCUCAACUAAAACGAAGUAUGUCAACAAAGGAGAAGAAAAGGCUCUUAGCCUAGCGAACAAAAUGCAAGCCAAGAAUUCCAAACGGGAGCACAGCAAAUUGCAGAAAGCCAAACCAGCAACAAAACCUUCUUCUAAAAAGACACCAACUGCCAGGCGCAAAGUUUUUGGAAAGAGAAGAAGGAGAAAAAAAGAGCAGAAAGCACUAUAUGGACAGCGAGAGACAGUAUCGAAGAAACCUCUCCUGAGUCCAAUUCCUGAAAUGACAGAAGAUCUCUCCUUUAUGUCAUCUUACCGAAGCACACCAAAAUCACAAAUGUCCAUCUUCGAUGAUUCCAGCUCGAGUGUCACUGCUGAAAGCAAUGGUGUAGUACAUAGUAAUGAAGAAGAUGGCAGCUGCCUGCAUUCCAGCCUGGAUCUUCUGAAGGAAGAGGACUUAUCAAGCUCAUCCUCACAGCUUCAAGAUGCUGCUGUGUCUGACAUGAAAAAUUUGCUUCUUUGGGACCCAGCUGAGAAGACCUCUCCUGAGGAAAUGAAGAGCACCUUAAAUGAAAACGAGCAGGCGUUGAAAAGUGACUGUCCUUCAGGCGAGACUGAGAUGCAGAAGGAGCCGGAGUUACUAAAUCUGCAAGGAACUGAUGAAAAUAAAGAAACUAAAGGAGAUUCAUUCUUCAUUGUCAAUUCUGCAAUAGAGCUGAUGAAUGAAAGCAACAGUAUGAACUUUAAAAGGUUUCCAAGGAGGAGCAGAAGACUUGCUUGCUAUCUUCCCAAUGUUGAGGACGAUCAGUCUGAAGCACCUGGAAACAAUUCCAGUGUUCUUGGAGGUAAUGUGGAAGAACUACCUCCUAUGCCUCAGACAGGAAAUGACUCUGAGCUCUUAAAUCAUUUGCAGUGCUCUAUAGAGGAAUCUUUCAGGGCUGUGCCACGGAGGGUGAGACGCAGCAUGAGGAGGCUUAAAGAUGCAGAAAAUGAGGGGCUUGCCUGGGUCCAGAUACCUGCUAAUAAUUCCAUAAGCCAGGCUCCCCUGGGUUCUGCCUGCAAAGCCCAGAGACGAAUGUCCUCCUCUAGUCCUCAGGAAUCAGAGCUGCUUCAUCAAAAGCGAGUAAAUGGGGCCCAGAUGGUAUUGCCUACGAAGGAAGAGCAGGAGAACAUGAUUGGACCCUAUGAAUCAAGGAAACGGAGGAAGAGUAUGUGUGUGCUGAGCUUUGAAGAAAAUAAAAACAUGGUCUUGCACGUCCAGAAAAAUAGAAGAGCAAGCCUUGGGUACAAAAGCGAUUACUGCUACCGAAAGGAUUCUGAAAUGACGAAGUUCUUGGCGAAUCACCUUGUGGUUUAA